AUGCCGACCACCCGCCGGUCGUCCCGGCCCCCUCGGGGCUCGCUGUCGGCGCCGCCACCCGCCCGUCGGGACGGCGUGGCCAUCGCCGGGAGCCCGGGGCGGGAGCGCUGCGAGAGCCCGGCCAGCUGGAGCCGGUGGCUGGAAAAUUGUCAUCGCCUGGGAGUCUGUGGCUUUGUCUGCUUUCCCUGGUGGCACCUUGUUCAUGUGUCUGUUAUAACCCCUGCUGCCCCCACCCCACCCCCAGCCUGCACCUGGAGCAAGAAUCCAGCGUCUCUCCCCAACCCCCCGGCCUCCGCCUGCUCGCCGAGGUUAUGCCCCCUGUCCUUUGGCGAAGGAGUGGAGUUUGACCCCUUACCGCCGACGGAAGUGAGGUACACUUCCUCGGUCAAGUAUGACUCGGAGCGGCACUUCAUUGACGACGUCCACCUGCCCCUGGGCCUGGCAGUGGCUUCCUGCAGCCAGACGGUCACCUGCAUCCCCAAUUGCACAUGGCGCAACUAUAAGGCUGAGGUGCGCUUCGAGCCCCGCCACAAGCCCGCCCGCUUCCUCAGCACCACCAUCGUCUACCCCAAGUACCCCAAGACCGUCUACACCACCACCCUGGAUUACAACUGCCGCAAGAUGCUGAGGAGGUUUCUGUCCAGCGUGGAGCUCGAAGCCACGGAGUUCGUGGGCGGCGAUUACCUCUCGGAUGAGUGCUGACUCGAGCGGGCGGGUGGGGUUGGACCAGCUCCGCCGCAGCCCUGGUCCGGUGGGGCCACUGCUGCCCUCGCAUGUGAUGCUGGCCCCCGAGGAGUCUAACCUAGAGAUACCUCUCAGCCCAGCCUGGGGAAGAAAAUAAUAUCCUGGCAUCUUAUAAUUAUUGAGAGAAUUUGAUUUUUAAAAAAUUUUUCAAAUUGUUUUUAAAAGGAGUAGAUUUCUAGUUGGCUGCUACGUAGUUUCCCCAAAGUCUCAAUUUGAUGAGAAAAUAAAAAGUCGACUAGAGAGAAAGGAAAAUGGCCACCAUUUGAAAUGGGGGGGAGGGAAGGCUCUUCUUCCAUUGGUCAGUUUCUCCGAGGAAGAGCGCGGGAAAAUCUCUGGGAUGGAAAAAGUGACUUUUAAGAAAUUUCAGUCCUGGGUGUCUUCACAGCACCAAAGUGGUGCU
Molecule: messenger RNA, 1144 nt
Organism: Ceratotherium simum simum (southern white rhinoceros)
Lineage: Eukaryota; Metazoa; Chordata; Mammalia; Perissodactyla; Rhinocerotidae
Source: RefSeq, a predicted model, not a curated record